This is a messenger RNA of Entrophospora sp. SA101, 399 nucleotides long. Lineage: Eukaryota; Fungi; Glomeromycota; Glomeromycetes; Entrophosporales; Entrophosporaceae. The record is from the annotation of a GenBank genome assembly.
AUGAGCAAAAGCAAAGGAAAUGUUGUUGACCCACUAGAAUUGCUAAAAAAAUAUUCAAAAGACCCAUUACGUGCCUAUUUUGUGGCCAAAAUCAGUUUUUUGAAAGAUGGAAGUUUCAGUGAAGACUUGCUAAAAGAAUUUUACCAAGAUUUUUUUAUUCAUAAUUUAGGUAAUCUUUGCCAGCGAGUAGGAAAAAUGAUCGAACUAUACAACGAUAGCGUUAUUCCUGCUUUUGCGGAAACGAAAAACACUCAUUUAAAGAACUAUUACCAAAACUGCUUGACAAUUAUUAAGAAUUACCAGCAAAAAAUGGAUAAUUACCAACUGACUAAUGCCUUUCAGGAAGUUGAGAAAUUAUUAAACGUUAGUAACAAAUUAAUUCAAGAGGUUGAACCUUGA